Peromyscus leucopus (white-footed mouse) is the source of this 5389-nucleotide messenger RNA. It is a transcript of the gene Ahr, whose product is annotated as aryl hydrocarbon receptor. Bases 89 to 2824 code for a protein of 911 amino acids. Gene Ontology annotation, biological process: regulation of transcription by RNA polymerase II. Gene Ontology annotation, molecular function: protein dimerization activity; nuclear receptor activity; transcription cis-regulatory region binding. NCBI's taxonomy places the organism in Eukaryota, Metazoa, Chordata, Mammalia, Rodentia, Cricetidae. The transcript is spliced from 11 exons. The record is from RefSeq and is a predicted model, not a curated record. Gene Ontology annotation, cellular component: nucleus; aryl hydrocarbon receptor complex.
CAGCGGCGGCGGCGGCGGCUCACCUGGGCGCAGCGCGGACCGGGCGCCGCCUCCGGGACGCAGGUGGAGCUGGCAGGGCGCGGGCACCAUGAGCAGCGGCGCCAACAUCACCUAUGCCAGCCGCAAGCGGCGCAAGCCGGUGCAGAAAACAGUAAAGCCAGUUCCUCCUGAAGGAAUCAAGUCAAAUCCUUCGAAGCGACACAGAGACCGACUGAACACCGAGUUGGACCGCCUGGCCAGCCUGCUGCCCUUCCCACAAGAUGUUAUUAAUAAGCUGGACAAACUCUCAGUUCUCAGGCUCAGUGUCAGCUACCUGAGGGCCAAGAGCUUCUUUGAUGUUGCAUUAAAAUCCUCCCCUGCUGACAGGAAUGGAGGCCAAGAUCAGUGUCGAGCACAAUUCAGACAUGGGCUGGACUUGCCGGAAGGAGAGUUCUUAUUACAGGCACUGAAUGGCUUUGUCCUGGUUGUCACUGCAGACGCCUUGGUCUUCUACGCUUCCUCGACUAUCCAAGACUACCUGGGCUUUCAGCAAUCUGAUGUUAUACAUCAGAGCGUCUAUGAGCUUAUCCACACAGAAGACCGAGCUGAAUUCCAGCGCCAGCUUCACUGGCCUCUAAACCCCGCACAGUGCCCAGACUCUGCACAAGGAGUGGAUGAAGCUCAUGGCCUCCCACAACCGCCGGCAGUCUAUUUCAAGGCAGACCAGCUUCCUCCAGAGAACGUUUCUUUCAUGGAGAGGUGCUUCGUGUGCCGCCUGAGGUGUCUCCUGGAUAAUUCAUCUGGUUUUCUGGCAAUGAAUUUCCAAGGGAGGCUAAAGUAUCUCCAUGGACAGAACAAGAAAGGGAAGGAUGGCGCCCUACUUCCCCCACAGCUGGCUUUGUUUGCCAUAGCUACCCCGCUUCAGCCACCGUCCAUCCUGGAGAUUCGAACCAAAAACUUCAUCUUCAGGACCAAACACAAACUGGACUUCACACCUAUUGGUUGUGAUGCCAAAGGACAGCUUGUUCUGGGCUACACAGAAGUAGAGCUGUGCACAAAAGGCUCAGGAUACCAGUUUAUUCACGCUGCUGACAUGCUUUACUGCGCAGAAUCCCACAUCCGAAUGAUUAAGACUGGAGAAAGUGGCAUGACAGUUUUCAGGCUUCUUGCAAAGCACAGUCGAUGGAGAUGGGUCCAGUCCAAUGCACGCUUGAUUUAUAGAAAUGGAAGGCCAGAUUACAUCAUCGCAACUCAGAGACCGCUAACGGAGGAAGAAGGAAGGGAGCACUUACAGAAGCGAAGGACGAUGCUGCCGUUCAUGUGUGCUACCGGGGAGGCUGUACUGUAUGAGAUCUCCAGCCCCUUCCCUCCCAUGAUGGAGUCCUUACCAACCCAGACCAAAAGCAGCACGAGUGGGAAAGACUGGGCUCCCCAGUCAACCCCAAGUACGGAUUCUCUCCACCCCAGUUCCCUGAUGAAUGCCAUGAUCCUACAGGAUGAAUCCGUCUAUCUCUGUCCUGCUUCAGGUCCUGCACCGUUAGACAGCCGUUUUCUCACAGACUCUGUGAAUGAAUGCAGUGGCUGGCAGGAGAGCCUUGCACCGGUAGGGAGUGAGGCUGUGUGGAAACACGAGCAGCUUGGACAUUUGCAGGACACAAGCCUUGCACUCUCUGGAGGUCCUCCGGGCUUCUUCCCAGACAAUAAAAAUAACGACUUGUACAGCAUCAUGAGAAACCUAGGGGUUGAUUUUGAUGAUAUCAGACGCAUGCAGAGUGAGGAGUUCUUCAGGACUGACCUGCCUAGUGAGGUUGACUUCAGAGACAUCGACAUAACAGAUGAAAUCCUGACAUAUGUGCAAGAUUCUCUAAACAAGUCGACCUUGCUGAAUUCAGCCAGCCAGCAACAGCCCGUGACUCAGCACCUAAGCUGUAUGCUGCAGGAACGCCUGCAUUUAGAACAGCAGCAGCAGCUACAGCAGCACCAAACUCAGGCAGUGGAACCCCAGCAUCAGCUGGGUCCUCGGAUGGAACCCCAGCAUCAGCUGGCUCAGAUGGAACCCCAGCAUCAGCUGGGUCCUCAGAUGGAACCCCAGCAUCAUCUGCCUCAGAUAGAACCCCAGCAACAACUGUGUCCUCAGAUGGAACCCCAGCAUCAGCUGUGUCCUCAGAUGGAACCCCAGCAACAGCUGUGUCCUCAGAUGGAACCCCAGCAAGAGCUGGGUCAGAAAAUGCAGCAUAUGCAAGUCAAUGACGUGUUUGCAAGUUGGAACCCCGCCCCUCCUGUGCCUUUCAGCUGUCCUCAGCAGGAAUUGAAACAUUACAAUGCCUUUUCAGACUUACAGGGGACUGUUCAGGAGUUCCCCUACAAAUCUGAGGUGGACAGCCUGCCUUACACACAGAACUUUGCUCCCUGUAAUCAGUCUGUGCUACCACAACACUCUAAGUGUGCACAGUUGGACUUUCCUGGAAAGGGUUUUGAGGCGCCCCUGCACCCCACUACUUCUAAUUUAGAAGAUUUUGUCACUUGUUUACAAGUUCCUGAAAACCAAAGACAUGGGAUGAAUGCACAGUCAGCCGUGGUCCCUCCUCAGGCAUACUAUGCUGGGGCCAUGUCCAUGUACCAGUGUCAGCCAGGGCCUCAGCCCACCCCUGUGGACCAGAUGCAGUACAGCCCUGCAAUUCCAGCCUCCCAGGCUUUUCCAAACAAGUUUCAGAAUCGGGGAGUGUUAAAUGAAACCUAUUCGUCUGAAUUAAACAGCAUUGGUCACACUCAGACUGCUGCUCCUCUUCAUCAUCCAGCAGAAGCCAGGUCUUUUCCUGAUACCACACCCAGUGGAUUCCUGUAGCUUCAAGCCCAGGAUGAAAUUCGUUCAGGAACUGUCAAUGCUGGGCAUCAGCACUCUUUUUCCAAACCAGAUUUGAAUCUUUGUGUUUAGAAAAGGAGUUUAAAAACAUAUUGUCGGUCACCUAUAAAAUGGGAAGCUCCCUGGGAGCAUAGGGAGAGACCACAUGCAUUUACACGGCUUCCGCACGUCGGGCGCCAGGGCUCACGGCAGAGAACUUUAGGACUCUGGAAAGUUGAACUUCUCUGCUCAGUGACUUCAGCCAGAAAAACAGUGAAGUACUUUGAGCUUUGAACUUCAGGAUUCUUGUUAGUAUACCAAAUACAGAGUUAGAGGACUAAUUGAUUUCCUAUAUUUUUAACUUGUUUUUGUCUCAGAUGUUAAAAUAAAUGGUUUGGUGCUUAUAUCAAAAGAAAAAUCUCAAUGUUUUCCUUCUGCACUGUUAAUAUAAGUGCCUCACAUUUUUUUCUAUCUACCUGUAACACAAUAGGGUGUCUAUUUUGUAUAAAUAUUCUUUAUCUUUUUUUGAAUUAAUAUUCUUUCUGCACACAAUUAUUACUGGAGUUUCCUAAGUCCCAUCGUUUUUAUUAAUUCGGGCAUGUUUUUACUGCACUACUUGUCCUCUUUCUUCAGAUAAAGGGCAAAUGAUGACUAAGAGAUAACUAUUUAUUAUGUAAUAUACUUGCUCUGGACUUUGGAUGUUCCUCUGUGCCUUACAUUGAAAAUUUUGAAAAUAACGUGUUACCAAAAUUAUUUAAUUAUUACAUAAAUAUUCAGACAGCAGCACUUACAUUUUAACAGUGUUUUCUGAGAAGCGGCGUUCUGAGAAUGCCACUGUUUGCUCUCACUGACACCUCUAUAUUGAUAACGGAAUACCACAUGUAAAGUGCUCAAGGCAGCCGUGCUCACCAGGCUGCAGGGAAGGGAAGCGGAGUCUGUGUAGCUCUGUAGCUAUUAAGCAAAGCACUCAAUUCAUUCAUUGUGUAUAAAUUGUCUUUAAAAGCUAUGUUGGGUCUGCAAUCCUUUUUGUUAUGUUGACCUUAUAAAUUUCACUUCUUAUACUAGUGGAAGCUAUUAGUUUUUCUCAUAUUUGAGGAGUGUUAAGAUUGAAGAUGCCAUGUUUGGUGCAAGGUAUUUUAAUGAAUGAAAUGAAUGGUGCAUUGCAUAAAUGUAACGAACAAAAUAAUCUGAAAAAUAGUUUCAGUUUCCAUUGAAGACUAGUCCUUACCUCAUAUGCAUAUUUUUUUCAGUGUAUCUUCUUCAGAAAUCAAAUAAUGAGUUGAGGCUUUUGAGCUGGUAUUAAGAUAAAGAUAAAGAUAAUUGGUUCACCUACAUACAUUGUUUGUAUAACUUUUGCUGCCAAUACGGCAAGUUUGUCACUCUGCAAACUUUACUCUUCUAAAAUAGCUUAAAGGAGAGAAAACGCUGGGUCCGUCGUUCUCUGUGCCAUUUACUCAGAUAUGAUAGAUGAAGGACGUGGACCUGGUUUCAUAUAUUGUUUAAAAAUAGGAUGAAAUCCCAAACUGAGAUGUAGUAUUAAAAUACAGCAGUGGUUCUCAAUCUGUAGGUCUUGACCUCUUGGGGGGUCAAACAGUCCUUUCAUAGGAGGCACCAAAGAUCAUCAGAAAACACAGGUAUUUAUAUUAUAAUUCAUAACAGUAGCAAAAUUACAGUUACAAAGUAGCAAUGAAAAUAAAUGCAUGGUUGUGGGUCACCACUACCUGGGGAACUAUAUUAAAGGGUUGCAGCAUUAGGAAGGUUGAGGAACACUGAAAUACAGGCUCUUUUAUUUUUCUUUUAGAAAAUGAAGGUAUGUAAACAUGGCUUCAGGUAAAAGGAUUUUUCAAUUCCAUGCAUUUUCAGUCAAAAUUCUGAAUCUUUAGGAUUAAGCAUUGAGAAACGACUGUCUAAGACAUUUCACAAUUUGCUUCCAGCAUGAGGUAUCACUAAGGGUUUAGACGAGUGGUCUGGGCUUAUGUUCCAUUUUCAUUAAAAGUUGUCAUAGAAACCAUUUUGUCAGUCUGCUACAUGUUAACAAGUGUUCAGUUGAAAAUUACUUUGGACAUUGUAAGUAUGGUAACAUUUAAUUACACACUUAUAAAACUAAAAGUUUUAAAGGCAAUAUAGUGUGUUUUUAUCUAUAUAAAAUAACUAAAACAUCUAAGUAUAAUAAAAUCACAUUAAAUUGAAUAUGCAUUUGUCUGUAUUGAUAAAUGUCAAACAAAAGGAGUUAUUAAAGCGCUUCUGGACCGAGGGAUCAACUUCUAGGUGGAAUCCACAGCUAAGGCUGUGUGUGAGACUGGAGUUCUUCCCAUCCAGCUGUUCUUACACACCUGAGCACUUACCAGUGUGCCAUGUGUUAACCUCUUCCAGUUGUUACUCUGCACAGGCUAGCUUGUUUCAAUGUGAGUAGAUCUUAGGUUUACAGGGCUGCCUGCUGUCCUUCAGACUGUUAUUGCUUACAUAUGCCAUGCAGAGAUUUUUGUUUGUAAUAUCCUUAAAUGUCACAAAGAAAAUGUAAACAGUGAUAUAUGAUAAUAAAAUAACCAAGUAUGAAUAAUGUUUUCA